CUCUCUACGCGCAUUCCGUGUUAUCAUUUUUAAGCUACACCUCCUCCCCCUCCCUUGCUGUUUCUAAACCUCAUGCUUCUCUCGUAGCUCGCGCAAACGAACCAUGAGUGAAGCUAUGUCGGGGCCUCUCGACCGAUUCCAAAUACCUGGUCAGGAAGGCCUUCCAGAUCAAGAAAAGCGAGACAGAAGAUCUGACAUCGAGAACUCAGAGGACGACAGGAAGACAAGAAUCGGGUCUUUAAAGAAGAAGGCGAUCAAUGCGUCGACAAAGUUCAGAAAUUCGCUGACGAAGAGGGGCAGGAGAAGCAGCAAGGUUAUGUCAGUCUCCAUCGAGGACGUGCGCGAUGCUGAGGAGAUGCAGGCUGUCGAUGCCUUCCGCCAGACUCUCAUUCUCGAGGAACUGCUUCCCUCCAGACAUGAUGACUACCACAUGAUGCUAAGGUUUCUUAAAGCAAGGAAGUUCGAUAUUGAAAAGACGAAGCAAAUGUGGGCUGAUAUGCUCCAAUGGAGAAAGGAAUUCGGCGCCGACACAAUAACAGAUGAUUUCGAUUUCAAAGAGAUCGACCAAGUUUUGGAGCACUACCCACAAGGCCACCAUGGAGUAGACAAGGAAGGCCGACCAGUUUACAUCGAAAGGCUUGGGCAAAUCGACGCGAACAAGCUGAUGCAAGUCACGAAUAUGGACCGAUACGUUAAGUAUCACGUUAGGGAGUUUGAGAGGACCUUCGCAGUUAAAUUCCCUGCUUGCUCGAUCGCAGCGAAGCGGCAUAUCGACCAGAGCACGACAAUUCUCGAUGUCCAAGGAGUGGGGUACAAACACUUCAAUAAGACUGCGAGAGAGUUAAUCAGCCGCCUUCAGAAGAUCGACGGAGAUAACUAUCCCGAGACCUUGUGCCGCAUGUUCAUCAUCAAUGCCGGUCAGGGAUUUAGACUGCUUUGGAACACCGUAAAGACCUUCCUUGAUCCUAAAACCACCGCAAAGAUUCACGUUCUGAGCAACAAGUACCAAAGCAAGUUGCUUGAAGUGAUUGAUGCCAGUGAAUUACCGGAGUUCCUUGGUGGCACUUGCAACUGUGAGGGUGGUUGUCUUCGGUCCGACAAAGGCCCAUGGAAGGAUCUCGAAAUCCUGAAGAUGGUUCAAAGUGGCUAUGGGAGAUGUGGGAAGCCAAACUCAAACUCUUUCAGUGCCGACGAGAAAACAAUUUCUGAGGAUGAGAUAUUCUAUCCCAAGAUGCAAGAAUCUUUCUCUGGAGAGAUGAUUUUUCCCACAGACGAUAUUCGAUCUCCGAAACCAUCGAGGGGCUUUAUUGAACACCCACAUUUGUCUCCCGUCCGUGAGGAACCUGGCUGUCCAGCAUACCAGGUUCCGGAGGCCGAAGAAACUCUUUCCUCCUCGUAUUCUUGCGAUGAUCACAUCCCGAUUGUUGACAAGGCCGUCGACGCUAGCUGGAACAAUGAAGUACAAGACCAAAAACUUGCAAUGAUAUCUAAAGAUCCCUACUCAUUGGCAGAUAUCUGCCAAAACUCAGGAGGACUUGGCAGCCCCGUCCUCGGAGGAGUCAUGGCCGUGGUUAUGGGCUUAGUCACCAUCCUCAAAGUCAGCCGCGUCGUGUCCAAGAAAAUAGUCGGGGCGGCCAUCGACUGCACGAACCCUGCUUACGGAGAAGCUGCAGUCAGAAGCCAAAAGCAGUUAUGCAUGAUGAGUGAACCUCAAGUAUCAGCUGCUGAAUACAAUGCGGUGAUUAAGCGCCUUGUGGAAAUGGAAGAGAAGAUGAACAUUCUCAGCAUGAAGCCUGUUGAGAUGCCUUCUGAGAAGGAGGAGAUGCUUAAGGCUGCAGUGAGCCGCGUCGAGGCGUUAGAAUCCGAGCUCGCAGCCACCAGAAAGGCUCUCGAGGAUGCUUUCUCGCAGCAGGAGGAGCUUCUUGCUUAUAUUGAUAAGAAGAAAAAGAAGAAGAACAAGUUGAACCCAUUUUGCUGGUAAAAGAAUGCAGUGAGAAGAGAGAGAAAGCACCAUGUAAAGUAAAAAUAUGAAACUUUUAAGAGGUUGGUUAAUUUUCUUUUAUAUGAGUUGCAACCUUAUAUGUGUUUAUUCUUGGGUGAACUAAUCCAAGCUUUCGGUUAAAAGUACAUAUGUAUUACUCAAAUGAUUCCUUUGGGAUCACAUACAUUUUAUUUGUUAUUCGAUUGUAUGAUUUACCAAGUUGAUUGUUAUGUACAUACAUUCUAUUUUA
Molecule: messenger RNA, 2231 nt
Organism: Ananas comosus (pineapple)
Lineage: Eukaryota; Viridiplantae; Streptophyta; Magnoliopsida; Poales; Bromeliaceae
Product: phosphatidylinositol/phosphatidylcholine transfer protein SFH12-like
Exons: 15
Coding region: 104-1981 (625 amino acids)
Source: RefSeq, a predicted model, not a curated record